UGCCACGAUCGGUUGUCGCCGCUAUCGUCGACGCAGCCCUGCGGCGACGCGAGCCAUAAAAGGGACCUGCCCGCGCAAGAGAGCUAUCCCAAUAUCCCAGCAUACGACAUCCGGCACCCAAUCCCCGCCCAGACAUCCAUACCUUGCCUAGACUAGUUGCCGUCAAAAUGUCAAACCCAAGUACAGCCACGACGCUUUUAUCGGCGCUGGUCCGCGUAACCGAGGACAGGAUUGUGCCACUGACGCGCGCUGGCGUGUCGUCGGGUAGCAAGCUCUUCGGUGCUGCCAUCUUGUCGCGAGAGGGCCUGGCUCCGCUCACCGUGGCAACCAACAACGAGCGCGCCUCGCCGCUCCUGCACGGCGAGAUCAACUGCAUACAGCAGUUCUUCUCGUCGCCUUCCGACAGCCGCCCGGCCACCAAGGACUGCGUCUUCUUCGCCACGCACGAGCCGUGCUCGCUCUGCCUGAGCGGCAUCACCUGGUCGGGCUUCAACGAGUUCUACUACCUCUUCACCUACGAGGACAGCCGGGACCUCUUCUCCAUCCCCUACGACAUCGACAUAUUGGAGCAAGUGUUCCGCGUCCCCGCCCCCUCGGAUACCCCUAAGUCGCUUGCCGCCCGCCCCCUCUACAACCACAAGAACAACUUCUUCACCGCCAAGAGCUUGGCCGACCUCCUGCAAGAAGUGCCAGACGAGACGGAGCGGAAGCACUGGGAGUCAGAGGUUGCCAGGAUUAAGGAGCUGUAUAACGGCCUCAGCGAAACCUACCAGGAAGGCAAGAAAGCCGGGGCUGAAAGUGCCAGCGUCUGGAAGUGAGCGUCGAGAGGCCAGAGUCUAAUCUCUCUGAAGGCCACAAUAUGCUUUCCACUUUCCGCAGCUGCACUUUGCAAAUCUCAUCGUGGCGCUUGGGGGUUUUCUUCUUGAGCGUUGCUCAGGUGUAGGUAACAGCAAGCCGUAUCCUAUAUUUCGGAGGUGCUCGCUAGACCAUCCCAGAUUAAGUUGCU
Lasiosphaeria miniovina is the source of this 1006-nucleotide messenger RNA. Its product is annotated as cytidine deaminase-like protein. The record is from RefSeq and is a predicted model, not a curated record. NCBI's taxonomy places the organism in Eukaryota, Fungi, Ascomycota, Sordariomycetes, Sordariales, Lasiosphaeriaceae. The coding region runs from base 168 to 818 and encodes 216 amino acids. Gene Ontology annotation, molecular function: catalytic activity. The transcript is spliced from 2 exons.